Messenger RNA from Aspergillus heteromorphus CBS 117.55, 1048 nucleotides. RefSeq lists its product as uncharacterized. The record is from RefSeq and is a predicted model, not a curated record. The coding region runs from base 6 to 779 and encodes 257 amino acids. The transcript has 3 exons. Lineage: Eukaryota; Fungi; Ascomycota; Eurotiomycetes; Eurotiales; Aspergillaceae.
AGUGCAUGUACGCGUACCAGCUCAUCUACACCGCAUCCGUCCUGGCCAUCAAAACCUCCAUCCUCACCUACUAUGUCCGCAUCUUCCAAAUCCGCCCGUUUCGCAUGGCCGUCUACAUCGUCGGCAGCGUGGUCCUCGUCUGGGCGGCGACCGUCUCGCUCAUCUCCAUCUUCUCCUGCCGCCCCAUCCGCGGCUUCUGGGAUAAGUCGUUGACGGCGAACUGCGUGAACAGCAAGGCGUUUUAUGUCGGAAAUGCCGUUCCCAACAUUAUCACGGAUAUCCUGAUCCUGGUCCUUCCCGUGCGCAUGGUCUGGACGCUCCAGACAACCUUGAUGCAGAAAGUCACGCUGUCCGGCAUUUUCUCCUUGGGUGGCUUUGUGGUGGUGUGUAGUUGUAUCCGUCUGUCGACGCAGUUCAAGGUCGAUGACCCGGAUUUCACAUGGGCCAUGAACGGCACCGUAAUCUGGACGUCGCUGGAGGUCUCCUUCGGCGUCAUCUCCGCGUGCCUGCCCACGAUGCGUCCCCUGGUCCGCUGGGCCUUGCGGAAACUUAACAUGUCGACCCACGAUGCCGGCGACAGCUCGCAACGCGAUUAUGUCGUUACGCACGGCACGGCGCGCGGGUUUGAGACCUUGUCCGGCUCGAUAGUGGAAGACCCGCGCCGGUUCCAGACCAUGGCGAUGCGCAGUAAUAGUCGGACGGAGAGCGAGGGCGACGAGGUGCUGCUAGGCCAGAUUCAGGUCAAAAGUGAGGUCCGGUUAGAAGCCGAGUCCGUCUAGAUUUGGCUGUAAUUGGCAUGUAAAAUAAUGAUAUCAGGCGCUUUUUCUUUUGUUUUUGGGCUACUGGUGGCCUCGCGCUGGGAGUGUGGGUGCUUAGGGCUCGUAUCUGUCGAUGGAUCGACAACGGCUGAUCCAUCAGCCACGACUGUAGAGUGACUCGGUCUGUCCCGCCUCGUAUACAGCCUGUGGACUCGUCUGGAAGAGCCUCUUAGUUUGCUUUGCUAGAGCCGCGUAGACUCAUCUUCGGUGAAUCACCCGUUAGACCCGCC